Helianthus annuus (common sunflower) is the source of this 513-nucleotide messenger RNA. RefSeq names its product N66 matrix protein-like. The record is from RefSeq and is a predicted model, not a curated record. Gene Ontology annotation, molecular function: zinc ion binding; nucleic acid binding. Lineage: Eukaryota; Viridiplantae; Streptophyta; Magnoliopsida; Asterales; Asteraceae. The transcript has 2 exons. The coding region runs from base 1 to 513 and encodes 170 amino acids.
AUGGUAACAACAUCCAAGCCUCCUACAAUCACCGAGGCGAUUGAUCUGAGUGUAGCGUUAACUGAAGAGGCCAUCAGGAAGUUCUCAAACUUCAAGAAGGGUACCAGCAGCACCAGCAAGAAGAAGGAAGUGAACCCACCAGCUGAAGUUAAAACUGGUGCUGAAGUCAAGGGAAAAGGAUAUAUAGGCGCUCUGCCCAAAUGUGAUGUAUGCCAGUACCAUCAUUCCGGCCAGUGCAGGCUUAGAAAGUGUGAGUCUUGUGGGAAGACUGGCCAUUCGAAGGAAACAUGCUGGGCUGGUACUAGUACAGGUCGUGGUGGUCAAAGAGGUUAUGGAAGUGGUAAUGGAAACCGCCCAUUUGGAGGAAAUGGCGGUAAUGGAAAUCGUGGUAAUUUUGGGAAUCAAGCUAGUAGUGGAAACCGGGGAGCAAACAACAAUCGAGGUGGUAAUGGGAACGGUAAUGGUCGAGGACCAGGUUGUUUUAAUUGUGGAGACGUGGGGCAUUUCAAGUGA